AGCUAUUUCAUCACUCCCAAGGCCUUAACCCACUCGAGUACUGAACUCGCUUUCUAAUUCCUAUCGACUCUGUACCCUAAAACCUUCCCACUCACUCCUCUUAUUCACUUCACUUAUCUUCUUCGCCCUCCUGUGUCCUUUAUAUUUCCUUUCCUUGAACCAAUAAUUCACCUGAAACCGUAUAGUUUUAAACCCAACUCGAGUUUUGGUACAGGAAUGGCAACGACCUAUCAAAUCCACGAUCAAGUGACCGCCACUGAGUAUGCUAAAGUCUUGGAACAUUUCAAUGCUAGAUAGAAGAGAUUUAUCUGCUGAACCGAAUAUGCUGAAGGAUCAGGCUGUUGUUAAUAUUGGUCCUCCUACGAAUAAUGUAACUCAAUCAGAAUAUUUGAGCUCCGUUGGGGAUCUUAAUGUUAACUUUUCUCCUACCACAUAUCCAGUUCAAUCCCAUCCAAUUUACCAUGGAGGUUAUAAUGAUUCAACUGCCCAAUGGGGUGCAUUCCUUCCUCAUUCCCAUACCGAAGGCCUGAAGAACAGUGCUCAUGGCAUUUACAAUGAAACUUCAUCUCUUCCAUUUCAUGGUUACGCAAGCAACUCUCAAAUGGUCCAGAGACCAUAUUCUCCUAUCGCAUCACAACUGCCUUUUGUUCCUGGCCAUGGCCAGUUUUACAAUGAACAUUAUUAUCCCGCCUCAGAUCUGCCUCAUCAGCAGCGACUAGUUCCUCCAAACCAUCCAUGCAAUUUGCCACCAACUUCUAUUUCUCAGUCAGAGCUGUGUGCAAACAUUGAUGUACAAGGGGCCAGUGAGAGAUUUGUGCCAAGACAAGGUUACCUGCCUGUGUUGGGAUCUUCUGGUAGAGGAAACAUCCUCCCUGUAAACUCUGGCAGUUUUAACUUAUUGCAACAAGGGUUUGACGAGUUUGGAGUUGGUGGAUUGCGGUCAGAACGGUUGAAGUUCUUGAAUGAGAAGAGUUCGUUGGCACAAUUGUCAGCAUCGGCACAUUCUCCAAAACCGAUUGGUUCACUAGGGUUCCCUAAAAAUAAUUUUGACAUGGCUUCUCAACAAAAAGAACUUUUGUCUGGUUUUGGAUCUCAUUCAAGCUCCAGCUACAAUGGCAAUCCUCAGCAUCAAUGUGGUAAGGGCUCUAGCUAUGGAAUUACGUCCACUCACAGCUUGGGAAUGAGCAAUCAGAACUGGCCCACAUUGGACGAAGCAAGACUAGGGGAGAGGUGCAGUGACUUCCCGUGUGGUUGUAGUAUAUCACUUGAUACGCUUAGUGAGCGAAAUAGAGGACCACGAGCAUUUAAGCCAAGAAGUCAGACUGCAACAAAUGGAACUAUGAUUGAUAAUUUCAAGAAUGACACAUUUGCUGACAUUUAUAGAGAGUGUUAUAAGACUUUUGCAACAGACUAUAAGGAGGCAAAGUUCUUUGUCAUCAAAUCUUACAGUGAAGACAAUGUUCACAAGAGCAUAAAGUAUGGUGUCUGGGCAAGCACCCCAAAUGGCAAUAAGAAGUUAGAUACAGCUUAUCAUGAAGCAAAGGAGAAAGAGACAUACCCAAUCUUUCUGCUGUUUUCGGUGAAUGCAAGUGCCCAGUUCUGUGGAGUGGCUGAGAUGAUUGGACCAGUUGACUUUGACAAGAGUGUCGAUUAUUGGCAGCAGGACAAGUGGUCUGGACAGUUCCCGGUCAAAUGGCACAUUAUUAAAGAUGUUCCUAACAGUCAGUUCCGUCACAUUAUUCUUGAAAACAAUGAUAACAAGCCAGUCACUAACAGUAGAGAUACUCAAGAGGUGGGAUUGAGACAGGGUAUCCAGAUGUUGGACAUAUUUAAGAACUACGAAACUUGCUCAUCAAUCCUAGACGAUUUUCAGUUUUACGAAGAACGCCAAAAAGCAAUGCGGGAAAGGAAGUCCAAACAACAAGAAUCGAUUCCCGUGGCUAGUCAUGUCGCUGAAAUUAGCGAGCAACUUAGCUCCACUUCACUUUCAGAUGACUUCGUAAAGAGAAUGUCAAGGAGUUUUGCUCAAGCCUUGUUGUUGAGUGAGAGAGAGACAAAGAAUACUGAUUUCCAAGGGGUUGGCCGGAGAAAUCAAUCAUAAGAAAGAUGAAGCCGACACUCAUCGUGACAAAGUACUAUAUUUCAUAGGUUCUUUGGAUGGGGAUUCUUAAACCUUAACUCCCACCUAUCAAUACUUCAUUUGUUUAUUUCUUUUGGGGUUAUUUUGAUUGUUCGCAUGCAAAUCAUUUUUGGAUUGCUAGCCUGAAACAUAUAUAGUAUACAUAUAUAUAAUGUUCAAUAUCUAUCUUUGACUUUGAUAAUGAAUAUUCUAUAUAUUAUGGAAA
Tripterygium wilfordii is the source of this 2345-nucleotide messenger RNA. Its product is annotated as YTH domain-containing protein ECT1-like. NCBI's taxonomy places the organism in Eukaryota, Viridiplantae, Streptophyta, Magnoliopsida, Celastrales, Celastraceae. The record is from RefSeq and is a predicted model, not a curated record. Bases 263 to 2101 code for a protein of 612 amino acids. Gene Ontology annotation, molecular function: mRNA binding. The transcript has 8 exons. Gene Ontology annotation, biological process: mRNA destabilization. Gene Ontology annotation, cellular component: cytoplasm.